AAAUGCAUCAACACUUUAAAUAUUAAUACACAGCCAUCUCACUCAGUCAAAGUCGGUAACUUACCGCUGUUCUAUGAUCAAAUUAUUACCUACCUGCAUGAACAAACAACAAUAAGCAGCUGCCUAAUAAACAUUGUUCUUUUUUCUGCACGUUGCAGAGUGCUCACAUAUAUCCAACAGCGACACAGCCAGCAACAAUAUCAUGAGCUUCAGGAAUGAAUACGAAGAACAGGUGCGAGCCUGGGGCUUCAACCGUGUUGUUACUUGGAGUGAUUCCCCAAACACUCACUAUCCACCUCAUUCUCAUGCGUCCUUGACUACCCAUCUAAUCACCCAAGGGUCGAUGACCUUGUGGUAUCCCCAAGAGGAAGACAACCAGAAGCAGCUAUACACCGUUGGAUCACGUAUUGAUGUUGAUGCGGGAAGAGUUCACGAAGUUAUCAUCGGAGGGAGUGGGUGUACCAUGGUAAUUGGUGAAUGAAGGAUUCCACAGUUUCAAUAUUUCUAAUUUUCAACAAUAUCUCCGAUUG
Fusarium graminearum PH-1 is the source of this 530-nucleotide messenger RNA. RefSeq lists its product as uncharacterized. The record is from RefSeq and is a predicted model, not a curated record. Bases 203 to 481 code for a protein of 92 amino acids. The transcript is spliced from 2 exons. NCBI's taxonomy places the organism in Eukaryota, Fungi, Ascomycota, Sordariomycetes, Hypocreales, Nectriaceae.